Molecule: messenger RNA, 999 nt
Organism: Podospora bellae-mahoneyi
Lineage: Eukaryota; Fungi; Ascomycota; Sordariomycetes; Sordariales; Podosporaceae
Gene: RRP15
Product: pre-60S ribosomal particles component
Exons: 1
Coding region: 1-999 (332 amino acids)
Biological process (GO): maturation of 5.8S rRNA; maturation of LSU-rRNA
Cellular component (GO): preribosome, large subunit precursor
Source: RefSeq, a predicted model, not a curated record
AUGGCAGGAUCAUCAUUAAAGAAGCGCUCCUUCAGCGACGGCCCCAAGGGCAAGGCACAAAGACCAACCAAGAAGCAGAGACAAGUCGCCGCAUACCACAGCAGCUCCGAGGAAGAAGACUCCGAGAAUGACGAAGGCGGUGCCAUUCCCUCCAACCUGCUCGAUUCGGACGAAGAGGAUCUAGACAACCUCGAGGCCGACGACGGCGCCUCCACCGAAGCCGAAGACUCAGAUUCCCAGUCCGACAGCGAUUCGGCGCCAAAUUCCAAGUCCAAAUCCCAACAACCAAAAUCAGAGACAAAACAGAAGAAAUUUGUCGCCAAAGAUGCGCCAGCUUCAGAUAACUCCUCCGGCGACGAGGAUGGCGAUGGCGAUGACGGAUCUUCAGACGAGGACGACGACGCCCACAGCGGCAGCGACGAUGGGCUUGGCACAGGCGCGAACCGCAUGAAGUCGAAGCGCAACGACCCAGAAGCCUUCGCGACGUCCAUCUCCAAGAUGCUUUCCAGUAAACUCCCUACCUCCAAGCGCGCCGAUCCAAUUGUAGCGCGCAGCGCGGUAGCGGCGGAGAAUGCGAAGCAGCUGGUGGACACUGCGCUCGAGGCCAAGGCACGCAAGAGAUUGCGCGAGCAGAAGCGGUUGGCGAUGGAGAAGGGCCGCGUGAGAGAUGUGUUGGUACCUAGCACCAAGCGCACACUGAACCUGCAAACGGGUGAGAUUGAGGAGGAACUUGAGGAUGGUGCUGAGACAACUGGCCAGCUUUUGGCGACGGAGAGGAGGUUGAGAAAGGUUGCGCAACGUGGUGUGGUCAAACUUUUCAAUGCCGUGCGCGCAGCUCAGGUCAAGGCUUCGGAGGCGGAAAGGGUGGUCAGAAAGGAGGGUAUGGUGGGUGUUAAGAGGAAGGAGGAGAAGAUUACCGAGAUGAGCAGGAAAGGCUUCCUGGACCUCAUUGCGAAUGGGGGUGGAGGGUUGAAGAAGGGUGGCUUGGAGGAGGCAUAG